Entamoeba histolytica HM-1:IMSS is the source of this 933-nucleotide messenger RNA. RefSeq lists its product as uncharacterized. Lineage: Eukaryota; Evosea; Mastigamoebida; Endamoebidae. The record is from RefSeq and is a predicted model, not a curated record. The transcript has a single exon. The coding region runs from base 1 to 933 and encodes 310 amino acids.
AUGAAAGAAAGAGAUUAUUAUGGAGUAUUAAAUAGUAAACAUGAGAAUUGUUCAUUUACACAAAUUGGAGAUACAUUUAUUACAUCAAUGAUGUCAUUACAAAAAGAUAGUAAUCAUGAAUUAGGUGUUCUCACUCCAAAAAAUAUUAAAAGUUGUUUUACUAUUACAGAUGGAAGUUUAAGAUAUUGUAGAACAAAUAUUAAUGGAUUUAAUAUUAAAGAUAGUGUAAUGAAUGAAUUAAUAGAAAAAUAUCAAACAAAAGAAUUAAUUAUUCCAUCACAAUAUGUUGAUUAUCAAGCAUUUUCACAAAAACCAUUAAGUAAUGGUUUAAAAUGUAAUACUACUUAUGCUAUGACUAAUGUAAGUUCUUUAAUGUUUUUAUUCCCUAGAACUUCAAAUGAAGUAACAUGUAGUAGAAAUCCUUUAUUUGCUUCUUUACAAAUGCAAAUUGAUAAUAAACCUUAUCCUGAUAAACCUUUCUCUACUGUUGAAAAAUCUCAUACUAUUUAUAAUAUUACUAAUGCUGGCUUAGAUAAUUUAUUCUCCCCUUCAAAAGAAUUUGCUUAUUCAUUAGAAUGUAAUGAACUUGAUCCUUCAUUUGUUAAUAAUUAUAAUCCUGAAAUUCAAUAUGCACUUCCACUUAAAGAUAAUACUUCAUAUUGUUUCUUAUGUAGUACAGAAAGAUUAAGUGGUUAUGGAACAUUUUGUGAUGGAAUUACUAAGGAUAAUGCACAUGUAACACUUACUGCUACUUUAUUACCAUUUAAACAACUUCAUCCCUAUUUGAAAAAUCCAUGGACAGAAGAUAUAAAUGAUAGAUGUCCAAUUAUGCUUGUAUGUCAAGAUUGUUUCUGGAGAUGUACUGUUCAAGGAGGAUGUGAAUAUAUUUGUAAUAACAAAUAUUUUGUUAAAGAAAAAACAGGAACAGAUUAA